AUGUAAUAACUGAAUAGCAACGACGAAACUUCUUCAAUCGAUGAGAACAUUUCUAAAUAUUAUCAAAUAAUAGAGUUUAAAGGCAAAGGAGCUUAUGGGAUAAUUUGGAAGGCAAUCGAUAAAUAAACAAAGAAAAUUGUUGCUUUGAAAAAGGUUUUUGACGCAUUUUCAAAUGAUACAGAUGCACAAAGAACUUAUAGGGAAGUGAUAUAUCUCUAGCAAUUGACGUAACAUGAGAAUAUUGUGAAAUUGCUGCGUGUACAUAGAGCUAUGAAUAUGAAAGAUCUUUACAUGACUUUUGAAUACAUAGAAUCAGAUCUUCAUAAAGUAAUCCGAGCGAAUCUCCUAUAGAUAUAGCAUGUUAUUUAUAUACUCUACUAAUUGCUCAAAUGUCUAAAAUAUAUUCAUUCAGGAGGAUUGAUUCAUAGAGAUUUGAAGCCUUCAAAUAUAUUGAUAGAUUAAGAAUGCAGAAUAAAGUUAGCUGAUUUUGGAUUGGCAAGGCUGGCAAGUGAAAUGGAUGAAACAGCAGUGAUGACGGAAUAUGUAGCCACACGAUGGUACAGAGCACCUGAAAUUCUGUUGGGAUCUCCUUUAUAUUCAAAGGCUGUGGAUAUGUGGAGUGUGGGAUGCAUUCUGGCAGAAAUGAUAAUGUGCAAAUCCCUUUUUGCAGGAUAAUCAACUUUAAAUUAAUUGGAAAAAAUUGUAGAAGUAAUUGGUAGACCUUCUCAAGAUGAUCUAAAUUAAAUCAAUGCUCCUUUGGCUGAUAAGAUCUUUAGGGAAAUUUAAAACUCAAGAAGAAGGCCCUUAACAUAGUUUAUCAAAACACAAGAUGAUAUAAUAGACUUCAUUCAAAAGUGUCUAACUUGGAAUCCCUAUAAAAGAAUGACAAUUGAAGAGGCCUUUUCCCAUUCUUUGUUGAAUGAAUUUAAAGGAUCAGAAUCUGAAUUAACAUAUCCAGGUUAAAUCAAAAUUGAUUUGCCUGAGAAUGUUAAAUUUGAUAGAAAGAAAUAUCGAGAAAUCCUAUACAAAUUGGAUAUCAAUUAUCAAAAAUAGCAAUAUAUAAGAUCAUUAAUUUAGGAAGAUCAAAUCCCUACGACUCUGAAAAAUAACAAAAGAUUUCCUCAUUAGUACUAAACAUAAUUCAAACCUGUAAACAAUGGAAUCGAAAUGAGAUAAGUAAGAAAAUCCAGAUCUUCUAUAAAAUAACACACUCAACCACAACAGUAUCAUUCAUAAUUAGAUAUCUAAAAUCAAAUACUGAUUAGUCAAUCAUUACAAUAGUAGAAUUAGUAUCCUACUAAAUAAAAACAAUUGCAAAACAGAAUUAAAACUCUACCUGAAAAUCAUGUUGAGAAAAUAGUUCCUAUAGAUCCCAAAAGUCCUGUUAGAGGCAGAUAUUUUUCAUAAAAUAAAAUACCUUAACAAACUCAGAUGGUUACAUCGACUACUCCUACAAGGAGCAAAUCAAUGAAAAAUAGAAAGUAUAAUGAUUCUUUGGAUUUCAAUUCCUAUCUUAAUAAUAGUUCCACAAUGUAAAAGUUAUUGACUGCUUAUUUGAAUCCGAAAAGACCUACUUAAUACAAUUUCAAAAAAAUUGCCAUCAGAAACAAAACUAAUAUGGAUAAGACUUUCAUAAAAAAGCAUAUUGCAUCAAUACACAAUAUAGAUGCUGCUAGUGUGAUCUCCCUCUUAAAAUGA
Messenger RNA from Paramecium tetraurelia, 1698 nucleotides. RefSeq lists its product as uncharacterized. Gene Ontology annotation, biological process: protein phosphorylation; intracellular signal transduction. Gene Ontology annotation, cellular component: cytoplasm; nucleus. Gene Ontology annotation, molecular function: MAP kinase activity; ATP binding. The record is from RefSeq and is a predicted model, not a curated record. The transcript is spliced from 3 exons. Lineage: Eukaryota; Ciliophora; Oligohymenophorea; Peniculida; Parameciidae.